AUGCACUCCACUUCCAGUAUGCUGGGAGCGGUGAAAAUGGAAGGCCAUGAGCACACGGACUGGAGCAACUACUACGGGGAGCCCGAGAGCUAUUCCUCCGUGAGCAACAUGAACGCGGGGCUGGGCAUGAACAGCAUGAACACGUACAUGACCAUGUCGGCCAUGAGCACCACAGCCAACAUGACGGCUGCCACGUCCAUGAACAUGUCCUACGCCAACACGGGCAUGAGCCCCUCGCUCACUGGCAUGUCCCCGGGCGCGGGGGCCAUGCCCAGCAUGGGCUCAGCUGGUGUGGCGGGGAUGGGCGCCCACCUGAGCCCCAGCAUGAGCCCCAUGGGGGGCCAAGCGGGCUCCAUGAACGCCCUGGCCCCCUACACCAACAUGAACUCCAUGAGCCCCAUCUACGGGCAAUCCAACCUCAACCGCUCGCGGGACCCCAAGACCUACCGGCGGAGCUACACGCACGCCAAGCCGCCCUACUCCUACAUCUCCCUCAUCACCAUGGCCAUCCAGCAGUCACCCAACAAGAUGCUGACGCUGAGCGAGAUCUACCAGUGGAUCAUGGACCUCUUCCCCUUCUACCGCCAGAACCAGCAGCGGUGGCAGAACAGCAUCCGCCACUCGCUCUCCUUCAACGACUGCUUCCUCAAGGUGCCCCGCUCCCCGGACAAGCCAGGCAAAGGCUCCUUCUGGACGCUGCACCCUGAUUCGGGCAACAUGUUUGAGAACGGCUGCUACCUGCGCCGCCAGAAGCGCUUCAAGUGCGAGAAGCAGCUGGCCGCCAAGGACAGUGGUGGGGCGGGCGGUGGGGCGGGUGGCGGGGGCAAGAAGGGGCCCGGGCAGCCCCCCAGCCAGCCCCUGGGGGAAGGGAGCUCCUCGGGGGGCUCCGAGGGCUCAGCCGGCGCCGAGUCCCCGGCCAGCGCCUCGCCAUGCCAGGACCACAAGCGCGCCCUGGCUGACCUGAAGGGCACACCAGGGCUGAGCCCCGGGGAGCCGGCGGCCUCGCCGGCCCAGCACCUCCUGGCCCCCCCCCACGCCGGCCUGCCCCACGAUGCCCACCUCAAGCCCGAGCACCACUACGCCUUCAACCACCCCUUCUCCAUCAACAACCUGAUGUCCUCCUCCGAGCAGCAGCACCACCACCCUCACCACCACCACCACCACCACAAAAUGGACCUGAAGGCCUACGAGCAGGUGAUGCACUACUCGGGCUACGCCUCGCCCAUGCCCGGCAGCCUGGCCAUGGGGCCCGUAACGAACAAAAACGGCUUAGAGUCCUCCCCUUUAGCCGGAGAGACUUCUUACUACCAAGGUGUGUAUUCUCGGCCCAUCAUGAACUCCUCCUAAAAGGGGCAAGGGAAAAACCUCCCCUGGCGAGGGGGCAACGCCCCCCCGCACCCCCCCCGCAGCCCCCUAGCAGCGCGAUGGACUAUGAACGCUGUCGAGCACGGUACAUCUAUAUAUAUCUAUCUAUUUUUUUUUUUCCGUUGGCUCCAGAUGUUUGCAUCGGUUCGGGAAACAGCAGCCGUGUGUCUUGCAAGCAUCUCGGCCCGCGCCGAGGGCAGGCGUGUUGGUCAUCCCCCCCGCCCCCGGCCCAAAGCCACCCGUGCCCGGGGGGGGGGUGCGAUUCCCUUGGUUUGCCUUGUGGGGUGGUUUGAUUUGGU
Harpia harpyja (harpy eagle) is the source of this 1664-nucleotide messenger RNA. RefSeq names its product forkhead box A2 (gene FOXA2). NCBI's taxonomy places the organism in Eukaryota, Metazoa, Chordata, Aves, Accipitriformes, Accipitridae. Gene Ontology annotation, molecular function: DNA-binding transcription factor activity, RNA polymerase II-specific; RNA polymerase II cis-regulatory region sequence-specific DNA binding; protein domain specific binding. Gene Ontology annotation, biological process: cell differentiation; anatomical structure morphogenesis; regulation of transcription by RNA polymerase II. The record is from RefSeq and is a predicted model, not a curated record.